Molecule: messenger RNA, 1364 nt
Organism: Spirodela intermedia
Lineage: Eukaryota; Viridiplantae; Streptophyta; Magnoliopsida; Alismatales; Araceae
Source: the annotation of a GenBank genome assembly
AUGCCCGUGCGGGUCCUGUCAUCACCCAAGGACAGAAAUGACACCAUUUCACCUUCUACUGGUUUACCAAGAACAGAUGGUUCAAAAUCCGGGAGAAAAAGACUCGUUCUUGCUAGGAACGAAUCGAAAAUGUCAAUCGGGGUUAAGGUAAUUAUCAUCCCAUCUUCUAAUCGUCCCUAUAAAAAUGCCCAAAAUCGGAAGUUUGCUGAUUUACCUUAGUCUGCAGGACGUUGCUAAAUUGGAAAGAAUUCGCGAUGAGUUGGAGGAAAGAACAGGGAGAGCAUCCAGCUUUUCAAGGUGGGCAGAAGCAGCGGGAACUGACGAGAGGACUCUUCAGCAGCGUCUGCAUUUUGGCUGGUAUUGCAAGGACAGCCUCUUGAAAAGUACUCGGUCCUUGGUCAUCUACCUCGCCAGAAGCUACCGAGGAAUGGGGAUCGCCUUUGACGACCUAAUUCAGGUUCAUCUGAGACUCCUGUUGUUGAACCAUCUACGCAUCUAAUCCCCGGGUGUGGCCAUAAGUUGACCCAUAUAUCCGUAUAUACUGCAGGCUGGGAGUAUAGGUGUCCUGCGAGGUGCGGAGAGAUUUGACCCCAGCAGAGGAUACAGGUUUUCUACAUACGUUCAGUAUUGGAUUAGGAAAUCAAUGCUAGCUGUAGUAGGCAGAUACUCUAGAGGGAUCCACAUACCUGUACGUUCCUACUUCUGGGCCUGUGCUUCAGUUUAUUCCUGCCAACAGUUUCACCUCAGAGGAUAACCAUUUGCUCAUUGUCUCUGGUAGGCAACAAUGGAGAAGGCCAUCAAGCAGGUACAAAAAGCCAGGAGGACCCUGUCUACGGCCAAACACAGACGUCCACUAGACGCGGAUGUAGCUGAGCUCACCGGCCUAUCACUGGCCAAGGUCAGGUUGGCCGGCCAAUGUGGGAGAGUUGUUGGCUCUAUUAAUCAGAAGAGAGGAGACGACUUGAACAUCAAAGUCGCAGUAUGUGGUCUAAACCCUUCAAUCCCAUGUACAAAAAUCUCAGAAAAUCUGUCCAUCUGUGUAAACCCUCCUCUUGUCUUUCUGCAAUGUGAAGGAAACCAUGGCAGAUGUGACCAUCAGAACUCCAGAGGAGGCUGUAAUGAGGCAGCACAUGAGGAAUGACGUUGACAAGCUUCUGGAGAGCCUUCAUCCGAGGGAGCGGCAGGUCCUGUUGCUCAGGUACGGCAUGGUGGACGGCCGACGCCGAUCGUUGGAGGAGAUCGGGCAGCUGCUGCAUGUGAGCAAGGAGUGGAUCAGGAAGCUAGAGAUUGCGGGCCUGGCCAAGGUUCGGAAAGAGGAGAUCCAGAGGGAAUUGAAACACUACAUUCAUCCACACUCUAUUUAA